Messenger RNA from Babesia bovis T2Bo, 1285 nucleotides. RefSeq lists its product as uncharacterized. Gene Ontology annotation, molecular function: ATP-dependent H2AZ histone chaperone activity. The transcript has 5 exons. NCBI's taxonomy places the organism in Eukaryota, Apicomplexa, Aconoidasida, Piroplasmida, Babesiidae. Gene Ontology annotation, biological process: regulation of DNA-templated transcription; chromatin remodeling. The coding region runs from base 44 to 1282 and encodes 412 amino acids. The record is from RefSeq and is a predicted model, not a curated record. Gene Ontology annotation, cellular component: nucleus.
CAUAUAUCGCAAGGCAUAGUGGACUUUUGAACGCUCAACUAAAAUGACAAGCGCUCGAGAAGAAAUAGAUGAGCAUUCUCCUGAUAGCAAAGCUCAAGUGGAAGACAAUAAAACUUAUGACGAAGAAGAAGAGCCAGAAAUGACUUCUAGUGAAGAUACAAGCGAUGACGAUGAGGAAGACUCCGAUUUUGAAGAAUCGGAUGACGAGUCUUCCUUCGAUGAAAUGAGCGUUGGCGUGGCCUUGGAGCUACCUAAAAGAGAAACUCGCGGGAAGAAAUAUACACAACUACUUGGAGAAGAACUUGAAAAGGAUCAGCAGUUUUGGGGACAUAACACAUGGGAAGAAGAAGCAGUUGAUGAAGAUUACAACUGCAGUGAAGGGGAAGAGCAAUACGCAUACUCCACCGACUCUGACUUUGACGACCCUGAAACUGAUAAAUCAGAUGAGGAAGUGGAUGAAUCAUAUCUAAAAGAAAAGAAAACACGCAAACACGGUUCUUAUGUCGAUCCAGCAUUAAAAAGGCAACAAAUUGCCAAGCGGGAUAUAAGGCGACAGAAUGUCACCAAGUCCACACCCCCCGAGCGUAAAAUAAAAACUAAAGAAUUUGCAACACAAGGAAAUGAAGUUCUAACGGACCGCUCUGUAAGAGCGUCCACUAAAAUUAAGACUAAAGCCGCCAACGAAAUGGAACGGAAACGUGAUCUAAUAAAAACCGAAAUGUCAGCAGGAGCCGCCCAUAAACGCCAGGAAACUAAGAAAAAACACCUUACACAGGAACAAUUGAUGGAAAUGGCACUCAAGAACGAAGCAGCUAAUACACGCUCACUUGAAAAAAUGAAGGCAUGGGAAGAUGAGAAAAAGUACUACGAAGAAAUCAAAAAAUGGAAUUACAAGGGUAACUACGACAUAUGGGUAUGCUGGAACUCACUGCUCUCCAUCGUUGGAAAAGCUACAGAAGAAGGACAAGAAGCACCAACCAUACCGUCAAAACAUGACGUCGAGAAGCCAUUGGAGUUAUACAUGUUCACCAGUGGCAAAGUUCCAGAGUACUAUGAAGAAGCAGUGGCGUCAUUUAACGAUACAAAGGAGGCCCUAACGCAAAUAUGUGCCAUUACAGGCAAACCAGCACGUUAUCUAGAUCCAUUGACCAAGUGCUAUUACAGCGGGUCGGAUGCCUUCAACGCGCUCAGAAUGUGCCAUGCAGAUGGAAUUGACCGCCAUGUCGCAGCAGAACUUGAUAGAUUGGAAGAUAUGAUUGAAGAACUGUGUUAUAGUGAUUAAAAA